AUGAGGCAACGGCAACACUCCACAACCACUGAACCGAUGAGCUAUAACACGGGAAAUCCAAAGGUGACAGAAACACUCAUGGAAAAAGAAAUUCUUGAACAAAGCAUUGUACGAAGGAACACAGCAGAAUGCCCCCUAACAAUAAAAGAAUCUUUAAGAACAUGGCGUUCCACAGAGCUACAAGACAAAGUACGUGACAUCACUCAUACAAAUAACUGUCAAGCAGAAACGGAUAGCUGCGCAAAUACUCCCAGACAUCAGUUUCACUCAGUACGCUCUCAUGCAGAUAGCGAAACAGGCAUAGAAACUGUACACCACAGAAAAGGCCUAUAUGAUGACGUUAUAUAUGCAGAUUCCGUUGAUCUAAAGAACAGACCUACAAUAUCAUUAGGAGAUAUUAACGAAGGCAUCAACCUAGAAGCACUAUUGUAUGGGCCCAGGGAUGAUGAAAAUAUAGAACCAGCACAAUUAUCAGCAACAACAAUCGCCAGCUAUAGGUUCGAACAACCGAGACCUUUCUGGCACUUGUUCAAUGCUAUAACAUCAGAUGAUGUUUAUAUGGAAGCGGACGACUGGGGCAUAGAUAGGUCUAUAUAUACUAGGUAUGCGAGGUCAGGGUUCUUCGCAGAUUGUCACAUUGCAGAUUCCGUGCAUCAUGGCGAGUACCUCAGCCUCCCAGAUUGCGAAGAAUUCGCGGAAUGCAGGAUACCACUAGUUGUAUGCAUCAUAUCAACCAGCAGGGAAACCAGAAUCAAUGAGAUACAGAAAGGAAUCAUACCACUCGCAGUGAAUCUCCUCGAUAGAUAUAUGGUAAAACACAAAUCAUCCAUGGAUAGACUUGUGUCAAUCACCACAGCACAUAUAGAUGGGCCGUCGAGUGGGCUGAGCUCUAAACAGGGAUCACUGGCGAACAGCCUGAGCGCUGCCGACGUCGCGUCAUUGGAUGCCUCAAGUGUUACAAAAGGGCUAAAGGAAAAAUAUAAACACGAUAAUCUUAUCAAGUUGUGCUUCAAAUAUCUAUCGGAUGAUGCAUUCGUUUCAAGAAAGUCGACCAUGCAACAGAAUCCAUUCAGUGAUGACAAUAGCGCGGAUGCAGACUCUUGUUAUGAGGAAAAUAGCGAUGAUGCAGCGGGAGAGUAUCGUUUUGGCUCAAAAAUAAAACUAUCUAUCGUAUACAAUUUUGUUGCCGCGGCUUGCUUCUUCAUAGCAGAUCGGUACAACGGAUUGUCAAAUACAUCAGUUAAAGCUCUAUUAGUCACAUGGGAAAGUAUUAGCCAUGCGUUCACGAAAACAAGGGACGCGGCUAAAUUUAUUCGAGAAAAUAGAUCGAUGUCACUUUCCAUCAUCAUGUCGUUUAUGUUUGAUAUUUAUUUCGUUUUGGACUAUAAACUCACAACACCCUUCCCCUGCCAUAUGGUACAGGAUCUGAUACUAUCGACUACAGAUUUUCAAUAUUCCCAAUCACCGUCGGAACAUAAUCUGUAUCAAAAUCUGGCUGCUAUACUGGCAAGGAUUGCUUAUGUAGACGACAGCUUCCAUAAAUUCAGACCUAGUAUAGUUACACUCGCCAUAUACAGCGUGAUACGGAAACUGGCCGUACAUAAUCAAGAGGUAGAAGAUGAACAUGCGUGGCUACUAGUAGAUGAAACCGACGCUGAAAUAAGCAAUUGUUCGGAACUUCUAGUUAAAACGUUACAGCAGUAUGUGGACACCGAUAUUUUAGACGUGCUCACACAACCAGUGUAUAUGAAACACCAAACAGAUGAGCUGUUUGGCCAUUUAUUUGAUGAUUUAUGCGAUUUAGACGCAACCAAACUCAAGAACCUCUCAAGCACACUAAUGACGCUGUGCUAA
Molecule: messenger RNA, 1854 nt
Organism: Babesia sp. Xinjiang
Lineage: Eukaryota; Apicomplexa; Aconoidasida; Piroplasmida; Babesiidae
Exons: 1
Coding region: 1-1854 (617 amino acids)
Source: RefSeq, a predicted model, not a curated record